Molecule: messenger RNA, 480 nt
Organism: Cephus cinctus (wheat stem sawfly)
Lineage: Eukaryota; Metazoa; Arthropoda; Insecta; Hymenoptera; Cephidae
Product: androglobin-like
Exons: 3
Coding region: 120-449 (109 amino acids)
Source: RefSeq, a predicted model, not a curated record
CGUUUCAAUUUUUAAUUGUAACAUGUGGCCAAGUUCAUUAUCCAUUCUUGACAGAUUGUAUCGAAGUUUACAAUUAAAAGAUAUCAACUGUAAUACAAUUCCAAUUAUUUAUUAGAAAAAUGUCAUUGAAAUCGAAAAAAGCAUUAGAGGCUCAAUCUAUGAUACAUCAUCCUGAUCCGAUACAAUCCGUUCUGUGGCCACAAUGGCUGGAUUCUGAGUUAAACACAGAGAAGUGGGAGAGUCCAAAAAAUGGUCCAGAUGGAAAAUUUCAAGACACGCAACCGGUGAUAAUGCCAGCAUCCUUGAAACCGCAUGCCUGGGAAAGAGCAACAAAAUUGACAGGAUUAACAGAUGCGCCAGUCGUCUACGUACCCACAGUGGAUUUUCCAGACUUUAUUGAGAAUAACAAGCAUAUCCUUCAUAGCGAAGUAUCCACAAGUUUAUCGUGACUUACUACUUAUAGUUUUAUAAUAAUAUGUA